Messenger RNA from Sitophilus oryzae (rice weevil), 2997 nucleotides. RefSeq names its product polypeptide N-acetylgalactosaminyltransferase 1 (gene Pgant1). The transcript is spliced from 9 exons. The coding region runs from base 407 to 2122 and encodes 571 amino acids. Gene Ontology annotation, cellular component: Golgi apparatus. The record is from RefSeq and is a predicted model, not a curated record. Lineage: Eukaryota; Metazoa; Arthropoda; Insecta; Coleoptera; Curculionidae.
UCAAAAUUAAAAAGCAAAACGCUAUUGGUGAAAAUAAUCUAUAAUGUCUGACGAUUUUAUCAGUUUAGUAAAAUAAGCGAUUAUAAAACAAUUAAACCUUAUGAUUAAACCCAGUAGAAGAGAGGAUCAUAACUUAUAAUAUCGAUGAGAAUAUUUGAAAUAAACAAAACAUAACCUCCAAUUUGUAAGUCUGAACUUCAAAUGUACAAACCUCAUAAUAAAAUGUAAAAGUAAAAAAUCCCAUCAUAUGUUAUCUUAAAACCAAAUUAGAAACCAUUUGUUACAAAAGAAUUCUAUGUGGAUUAUAUUUCAAUAAGUGGAAGCAUAAUUUUAAUGUCAUGGUGACAUGUUGGCAUUUUAGAAUAAAUAUCACAUAGCAUGUUUAAUAAAUACAUUCCCUCAAAAGAUGUUAAGAUCAUGUUUUCGUUUAAAACGUAUUCACCUAAAGUUGUUUUUUAUUGCAAUAAUAAUUGUUUCACUAAUAUUUAUUUAUUUGAAAAUGAAAAUUCCAAAUGACAUUGAGCUUGAAAAUCGACAGAAAUUUGUAAAUACUGAAAAUAAUGUAUUUGAACAAAAGUUAAGAGAAUGGGAAGGAAAGAUUAUCCCAGGACUAGGUGAUAAUGGAGAGACAGCUUUUUUGGAUGGACAGGAUGCCCUCGAUGGAGAAAAAGCUUUAAAGAAAUUUGCUUUAAAUACUGUUUUAAGUGAUAGAAUGCCUUUAGAUAGAAAAUUGAGGGACCCAAGAAAUAACAAAUGUAAAAGUUUAAAUUAUUCGCCAAAAUUAAAAGCAUCAAUUGUUGUAAUAUUUUAUAAUGAACUUAUGUCAGUCAUACUGCGGACUGUAUGGAGUGUUCUUUUACAAACCCCAAGUCAUUUAUUACAAGAAAUUAUUUUGGUAGAUGACUGCAGUACUGAUGAAAGUUUAAAAGGACUGUUACAGUAUUAUUUGGAUACAAGACUAAAGGAAUACAAUAUUAAAUUGAUUAGAUUGAAACAUAGAAUGGGUCUAAUUAGGGCAAGGUUACAGGGAGCUCGAAUAGCUCAGGGUGAUGUUUUAAUAUUUUUAGAUGCACAUUGUGAGGCUACCAAAGAUUGGAUCGAACCACUACUAGCAAGAAUAGAAGAAGAAAAGACUGCAGUACUUGUUCCUAUAAUUGAUGUUAUAGAAGCAAGUAAUUUAGCUUAUUCUACUAAUGGAGAUUCAAGUUUUCAAGUAGGUGGUUUCUCAUGGUCUGGCCAUUUUACCUGGAUAGAUAUUCAAGAUGAAAAUGAUAAAGGAAAAGUAACACCUAUAAAAUCACCUACCAUGGCCGGUGGUUUAUUUGCAAUCGAUAGAAAUUUUUUCUGGGACAUUGGAUCUUACGAUGAACAGAUGGAUGGAUGGGGCGGAGAAAAUCUGGAGAUGUCUUUUCGAAUAUGGCAAUGCGGUGGACGCUUAGAAACUGUGCCCUGUUCGAGAGUAGGUCAUAUAUUUAGAGAUUUCCACCCAUACUCCUUUCCUGAUAAUAAAGACACCCAUGGUAUAAAUACGGCACGUCUUGCCCACGUUUGGAUGGAUGAUUAUAAACGGUUGUUUUUUAUGUAUCAACCUGGUUUGGAAAAUAAUCCAAUAGUUGGUGAUUUAACGCACAGAAAACAACUUAAACAGAAGUUGAAAUGCAAAAGCUUUAAAUGGUAUCUGGAUAAUGUUUAUCCGGAAAAAUUUGUUCCCGACGAAAACGUUUUUGGGUAUGGACAGGUAAAAACAGAAUUUGACAUGUGUUUGGAUGAUUUACAAUUAUCAGAAGAUAAAGUAGGACCAUUAGGUUUAUACCAAUGUCAUCAAUUUUUAGCCGUGUCGCAAUAUUUUUCGUUGAGUAACAAGGGAGAGCUUAGAAAGGAGAAUUUUUGCGCCGAAGUUUUUAAAGAACAAGAUGUCCAGUUGACGGAAUGUCACGGUCACAAAAGGGAACAAUACUGGAUUUUAUAUAAAAAUGGAACUAUUUAUCAUCCAGCUAGUAAAAAAUGUCUUAGCAGUGACGGAGUCGAAAAUGGUAAAGGUGCUAAAGUUGAAAGAUGUAAUGGUAGUGUUUUUCAAAAAUGGAUAUUUAACCAUAUAAAUCAAACAGCUGUUAUCGAAUAAAACAGUUUUUUAUGUGUUUUAGUACUUAAAAAAUAUUUUUUUUUAUUUCUGUUUAGAAAAGACAGGAAGGUUCCUUUUUAAAAUACUCUCAGCUAAUAUUUUUAUACUUGAUAUUUAAGUUAUUCAUUGUAUAUAACAUAAAUUUUAAAAAAUAGGUAUUUUUUAAUAUCUGGUUUAUAAAAAUAUCAAUCAACCUCCCAAAUCAUAUUUUUCUAAAAUAUAGUGGUGUCUGAAUUAAAUGACGAUAGUAUAAAAAAAAUGGACCAUAAAACUGAACAACAUCGAUUUCUUAGUUUAGUUUAUAAACGUUUUAUGAUGAAAAGCAGUCCUAGGAUGAUGAUACAUACAUAAUUCUUAUGGGAAGUUAUAUUAGAAUUUGUUUAACUAUCAACUAUAAAAAUUUUUCCGCGUGGUACUUAUUUAUAUAUUAUUGAAUAAAGUAUGUUAUAAAUAAUUAGUCAUUAAUCAGAACGUAAAGAGUUACUAACUUUUUCAUUUUUAAAUUAUAUUUCAUUAAAUGUUUCAUGUUUUUCAAAUUUAAUAGUUAUUAAGAUGGUGUUAAAGUAUAUAUUAUAUUAAAAAAAACGACUGAUUAUCAUUGAAAUUAUAAAGUUACUUAUCUCAUAUUUUUGGAAUAUAAAAAUUAUAUAAAAUAAUAUUUUCAUUUAGAGUCCAACAGAAUUUUAAUUCUUUAGGCAGCUUUUUUAAACUGAUAUUUCUCUUUUGUGGGCAAAUUAUGCCAAGAGACAUUUUUUUCUAUUGCUCAAUAUAAGGUUAAUUACACUUUAUUAUUGUAUACUAAUGUGAUUUGUUUUCCAAUUUUUUAAUAUUACUAUAUGAACGAAUAAACGGCGUCGUGGUAAGCAUAGAAAUGA